AUGUCUAAAACAAUUUGCAUUUCCCUCAACAGACCCUCGGGUGAUCCUAUUUCUAUUCGAACCCCGAUCCUCCAGCCUAGCCCACCACCAACUCUUCCCCCUUUUUUUUUCUUCCUCCAACCUUUCCCCCCAACUUCGCCACUCCAUUCUCUUACUCAUUGCUUCCACUAUAGUCGAUUCUCCUUGCUCACUAGUUAUUCUUUCUUAACUUUUAUUUCUUCUGUCGCCACUUCUGCCUUUUCAUCCUAUCUUUAUUUUUGCCUUCUUUUCGUUACCUUUUCAUUAUUUCUAGUGGUCGUUUCGUCUUUGAUUCUUUUGUCUAAAGAUUUUCUUUUCUUUUUUUCUUUUCUUUGCUUUCUUUUCUUUUCUUUCUUUCUUUCUUUCUUUCUUUCUUUCUUUCUUUCUUAUGACCGUUUCAUUCAUCUUUCCGUCCUCCCAAAACCCGUCAUUUAUCACCCAAGCGCACUGCACAUUUUGUGUGUCCAUCUCCUUAAUUCUAAUAAACGUUGCUGUCAUCUAACCCUUCAUCAUCUUCCCCGCUCAACGUCCGAUGAUCCCAUCGCAUCAUCACCCUUAAUGAUCACUCAUCACAGCCAAGAACCCCAUCACCACCGACAACGUAAAACCGUUCAGUCUGUCUAUCUAUCUAUCUAUCUAUCUAUCUAUCUAUCUAUCUAUCUAUCCCAGUUUUUAAUUUUUCCUACAUCUGUCUCUCUCUCUCUGUCUAACCUUGUUUUUUCAUCGCCCCUAUCUAUCUAUCUAUCUAUCUAUCUAUCUAUCUAUCUAUCUAUCUAUCCGAAGUGCUAUCCAAAAGUUCCGGGAUUUGUCACCGCACCUUGGAAUAUACUAUUUUAUUUUAUUAUUAAUAAUUCUAUCUAUCUAUCUAUCUAUCUAUCUAUCUAUCUAUCUAUCUAUCUAUCUAUCUAUCUGUGCACUUGCGCGCGCCCGGAAACCAACGGAAACGAAGCAAAAAGAAAUUUCUUUCUUUCUUUCUUUCUUUCUAUCUAUCUGUCGUUUGUUCAAAUCUAUCUAUCUAUCUAUCUAUCUCAGAUUUCUAAUCUUUCCCUUCCUCUCUCUCUCUAA
Molecule: messenger RNA, 1083 nt
Organism: Acanthosepion pharaonis
Lineage: Eukaryota; Metazoa; Mollusca; Cephalopoda; Sepiida; Sepiidae
Source: the annotation of a GenBank genome assembly